Lolium perenne is the source of this 882-nucleotide messenger RNA. Its product is annotated as BTB/POZ and MATH domain-containing protein 2-like. Gene Ontology annotation, biological process: protein ubiquitination. Lineage: Eukaryota; Viridiplantae; Streptophyta; Magnoliopsida; Poales; Poaceae. The record is from RefSeq and is a predicted model, not a curated record. Gene Ontology annotation, molecular function: protein binding.
GGGGCGAUGAAGAACAUGACGACGUCGGACGCGUACAACUUCACCCCCGGGGUAUCCCAGAAAUUUCAUGAUUUUACGCACAAAUCCAAGCUGACAUCGCGGCGGUACCUCAAAGAUGAUUGCGUGACGAUCAGGUGCGUCCUCACCGUCCUCACGCCCCGCACGGAAGCCACUAGGGCUGUCCCGGCCACCGCUGCUCCGCUGCCGGAACUGAACGGCCACCUCGAGCGCAUGCUCAGAGACGGCAAAGGCACGGACGUGACGAUCGAGGUCGGCGGGCAGGCGUUCCGUGCACACAGCUGCGUGCUCGCCGCACGGUCGCCGGUCUUCGACGCGGAGCUCUUCGGUCCGAUGAAGAGGAAAGACACAGAUGAGCGCAUCCGUAUCGAGGACAUGGAGCCGACGGUCUUCGAGUCGCUUCUCCACUUCAUCUACACUGACUCCCUGCCCGGCAACGGGGAAGGCUGCAGCACGGCGGUGACGCAGCACCUGCUGGUGGCCGCAGAUCGGUACGGGGUGGAGAAACUCAAGCAUGCCUGCGACCUGAAGCUACGCGCAACCUUAGACGUUGAGACUGUCGCGGCGACGAUGGUGCUUGCCAAGCAGCACCACUGCCCGCUGCUCACCGAUGCGUGCAUCACAUUUAUGGUGUCAUCCCGGAAAGUGCUGGCCGACGUUGCGGCGACCGAAGGGUUCAAGCACUUCACGGCGAGCAUCCCCCUCCAAAAUCAGAUUGAGAUACUAGGGAAAGUGUCACACUAAACCUCCACCCCGGCAGCUAGGUCCGAGUGAGGGCCGGUGGAGUAACACAUGUGAAACGUGUACAUAUGGGUCAGUCGUAUAUACAUGGCUGAACAGUGGAGAACUUAUUUGGGUUGUUUA